UCUGUCUCCAACAGUCACAGCAUCCAAGGAUGUGAAAGCUGUCACAGGUGGAUGUGGUGGAGGUCGUGGCGGAGGUCGUGGAGAAGCCCGGAUGAGAAGCUGCAGUGAUGGACACAUAUACACCCGAGGACGAGUCGGUCUCCCCAGCACCUCCUCCUCCUCCCUGGUGCUCUCCAACCCCAAAUCUGUCCUCAAGAGACCAGUGAGCACAGAGGAGCUACAAGAACCAGGAGGACCCUACAUCAGGAAAACCUUCACGAUUGUCGGUGAUGCGGUGGGCUGGGGCUUUGUGGUCAGAGGAAACCGGCCGUGCCACAUCCAGGCCGUGGAGCCUCAGGGUCCAGCUGCUCUCGCAGGGAUGAAGGUUCGCCAGUUUGUGGUUUCAGUCAACGGCCUCAACGUUCUUGAUCUGGACUACCGGAUAGUCAGCUAUCUGAUCCUAACGGGACCCAGAACCGUGGUGAUGGAAGUGAUGGAAGAGGCUGAAAACUGAGAUUAGAGUUACGUGAC
Neolamprologus brichardi is the source of this 510-nucleotide messenger RNA. The record is from RefSeq and is a predicted model, not a curated record. Lineage: Eukaryota; Metazoa; Chordata; Actinopteri; Cichliformes; Cichlidae.